GCAAACGUGUUAAAUUUUUGUUGACUAUAUUUACAUUAAAAACCAAGACAUUCAUGGCUGCAGAAGUGUCCCAAUUGCUGCUGGCGGUGAUCCAAGGCAUAGCAAACGGCGCGACAAACGAUGACCUGACCAAAGCACUUCCUGACAUUGCACCAGCCACCCGGGUGGAAGCCCUAAAUAUUUUACUGCAACAAGGUGGAAUCGAAAUCCUGAAGAAGGGCGAAAAGCUGGUGUACCGCGCCCGCGACCCAGAGAAAAAGAGCGCCCUGCCAAAGGAUGCCGAUAAUGAGGAGAAGGUCGUUUACGGUAUCGUCGAGGAGGGCGGCAAUAAGGGAAUCUGGAUCCGGGAUAUUCGCAUGAAGUCUAAUUUAAAUAUGAUCCAGCUGAACAAGAUCCUCAAAAACCUGGAGACCAAAAAGCUUAUUAAGGCUGUAAAGUCGGUGAACGCUAGCAAAAAGAAGGUAUACAUGCUGUACAAUCUGGAGCCUGAUCUCUCGAUCACUGGAGGCGCUUGGUACCAGGAUCAGGACUUUGAGGUUGAGUUUGUCGACGUUCUCAAUCAGCAAUGUCUACGCUUUCUGCAAAUGAAGCGCGAUGGUGCGGAGAAAAAGCGCGAAGGUCCCCUGGCCUUCAAGCAGAUGUCCUGCUGCACAGUAAACGAGGUGCACAAAUUCAUAUCGGAUCUGGGCAUCAGCAAGGUUAACCUAGCAGAAGCUGAUCUGGAAACGAUCCUUAAAACUGUCGUAUACGAUGGAAACGCCGAACGAGUGCGUCUGCAGGAUGGUUCUUUUGUCUAUCGAGCUGUGAACUCUCCUCUGGCACCGACUGGCCUGGUGCAGAUGCCAUGCGGGAUAUGCCCGGUGAUAAAGAACUGCUCAAAUUGCGGGGAUGUAACAGCUAUAACCUGUGAAUAUAUGCGAGACUGGUUGGAUUGA
This is a messenger RNA of Drosophila bipectinata, 935 nucleotides long. It is a transcript of the gene Polr3F, whose product is annotated as RNA polymerase III subunit F. Gene Ontology annotation, cellular component: RNA polymerase III complex. Gene Ontology annotation, biological process: transcription by RNA polymerase III. NCBI's taxonomy places the organism in Eukaryota, Metazoa, Arthropoda, Insecta, Diptera, Drosophilidae. The record is from RefSeq and is a predicted model, not a curated record.